This is a messenger RNA of Seminavis robusta, 927 nucleotides long. The record is from the annotation of a GenBank genome assembly. Lineage: Eukaryota; Bacillariophyta; Bacillariophyceae; Naviculales; Naviculaceae.
AUGAAGCCACCUCCCACAACCGAGGCCUCUCCACGGGAUAAUGAUGACGACGAUGAUCCUGCCAAGCAGUUAUUUGCUCGAGACGGGUUUUUGGUUCUUCGGAAUGCGCUCUCGAAGGAUCUCUUGUCGGAAUGGCAACAAUUCGCCAGCGACUACUUUGAGCAAUGCUUUGAAGAGUUGCACCAACGAGGACACACGCCAUUCCCAUGCCACUACAAUGGCGAGACGUAUGCACUGGGAUUGGGAGUAAAACACGGCUUUCGAGAGAUUGUCAUGCGUUCUCCUGGUCGCUAUGAGUUGUCUCUGCUGCAUUGUCAAGAGAAGGCUCCCUCUAUUCGACAGUUCCAAUCGCGGUUGUCUGUCAUUCCCAAACUGUUGUCGGGGGAUGACGUUGACACUAACAAUACUACUAAAAGCUGCUGGGACGAUCUUUCCCUCUGUCAUUUAUCCUUGGUAGUCUCCACUCCUGGGGCUUCCGAACAAUCCUGGCAUGCCGAUGGAGGUCAUGUCAGUACAAGCCAACAUCUGCCCUGCCAUGUGGCCAAUCUCUUUAUUCCUCUUGCUCCUGUAUCACUGGAUUUGGGUCCGACCGAAUUUCGACCGGGCAGUCAUGUCUACACCCGCAAUCUGGCACCCCUCUUGUUGGCCGCCAAGGCACGCAAGGAACUGAGACCACCCGUGGCGCCACUGUUGGACGAGGGCGAUGUCUUGGUCUUUGACUAUCGAGUCUUGCAUCGUGGCAAGGCCAAUACGACGCACGAUACAAAUAGACCCAUUCUGGUAUUGACAUUCUCCCAACCAUGGUACAAGGAUGUCUGCAAUUUCCCCAAGAAUAGUUUGUACGAUCCGCCCACAACCACGGAGGAAACAACCACAACAACGGCAACAGAGUCACAAGAAAAAGAAUCCAAAAAUGCGGGUGCAUGA